CGAUUCUUUUGUUCGUCAUUGAAAGAGAUACCCUUUUAAUUCGCUCUAUUUCACCAUUAUACCUUAGUAAGGAUUAACAGAUUGAUCGAAAUAUGGCUAGGCAAUGCUGCGCUCGUUUUGUCAAAUCGAGAGAAUAAGUGGGUUAGUCAGCAGAACCUGCGGCCGAUAACACCCUCACUUAUUAGAAGUAGCCUUAUUUGCGCGCUUUUAUCGAACGCUCUCUCGUAGGUUGCAUUUUCUCCUUUUUGUAAAUUUCAGGUUUCCCUUUUUCACGCAUCAUUGUUGGACCUCGGAAAGAAAUAUCUAAUCAGACUGCGAUACCGUUUACUCGAAUCCUCAGCUUUUGUUGACGCAGGGUUGUUUUGUACGCUCGGCUCCCUCGCUACGCCCCUCGAUGACACAAUGCGACGUUCCGAUCCUAUUCCACACGUGCUCAAUAACGUCAUUUGAAUUUAGGCCGGCGGUUAGGCGGCGUGGCUUUUGAAUGGUAGCAUGUUUCAUAGUUAACAGUCGGGUGUUUGUUAUGGAGAUAGCUGACUGGGAACCUUAGUGAUAUAUGUAGAAUUAUAUCAAUUAAAAAGUAGAUAUAGCGAGAUAUGUGAAGGUGUAUUAUACAUUUAAUAGAAUGUCAGAGGAUGUCAAACGUAGAAUAAUAAAUGGAGAAAGUGUGAAAUAUCGCUGAACUACAUAUGUUCGAUAACAUCGUGACCAAGCUUAGUCAAGCAUUGUAUCGAAGCCAUAUGAACCUAAUUUACUUCUGGAAAUUAAACUCUAAAUAAAACGCGGGUCCGUUUCCUAGAAUUCCAAAAAUACCCGAAAAUUAUUUUCACGGUACUAGUAGAUGCUCUGAAUUGCUGACAAACAUAGUAUAAUUGAUUCGAAUCUAACUGUCUUUCUUAAUUUAUUCACACACAACAACAGUUUGUAUAUAUGAUCUAAGCCUUCAAACGUGAAAUGUCCGAACGUACAAGAUUUUGUGUAUUAUUUGCCGGUACAGAUGAAGCACAGCCCGUGAAAACAAGACUUUUGUAUAGCGACAGCACCAAAGAUGAUAUUUUGUCAAUUUGGAAGCAAAUUUAUGACGAAGAGGCGCCGAACAAUGCUGAACUUAUCAUCAGUGAAAACUGCAUUUACAAACUUGAGGACGAAGAUGACAUUGUUGCAUUUCUUGCUCAAGCAGAAGAUCAAUAUCGGUUGUUGCCGUCUCAACCGCUCCAAGUCACUCUCGGAAACUCUUUGCAAUAUUUCAGAAAUCGGAAUUGCUCUCCCCAAAUUCGAAACGAUUCCAUUUCUACACCACCUCCAGCUUUAUCACCUCCAACGACUUCAACUCCGUUGACAAUUCCGAAACCAGUAGACCCGAUUUCUACAAAUACGGAAAUUGCAACCGAUUUAAGCUCAAAACGACCAGACGCCAACAAUAAUAACAAUAACAGACGCUGCAGUGGCGAGGAAAUGAAAUCAUCUCCAACACACAGCUAUGAAAGCUCUCCCUCCUACAAUCAUUAUAAAGAAUUUCACCAACAAUCAAAAAAUGAACGUUGCCCACAAUCAUGGUCAACUGCGAAUUCGCUGAUGAUGCUAUACAACCAAUAUCGAGGUGAAGGACAGACUAAGAUUGAAGCUUCAAAAUCAUCGAGCAAUCCAGUUACUCCCACAUAUAAGACCGUUGGUAGUACAAUUGAUAGCAUAACUGGCGCAUCCUUGAACAAGAGCCCCAAUCUACCCUCCAUUGAAAAUGGAUAUGGUAGGGGAUACAACAACACAAGUAUGGACGUCGUACAAAAGACAUAUGAAAAUCCAUAUCUAGCAUACACCAAGCAUUUGGCAAAUGUUCUUUCAGGACCAAAUCCACCAGAGUUCAGCAAAGACAAAGAUGUUCAUAGCGGAACAAAUGAAAAGACGACAAGCUUGCCGAAACCAUCCUUCAAUUUGUCUGCUUAUUCUGCGUUUAUGAAUAAUAUACAAGACCAACGACUUAUGCAGAAUAACUCCAGUGCAUCAUACAUUCUACAAACCAUAUUCAACAAUCAUAUGAAAGGAAGUCAAAAGUCAGAAGGAUCCACCGAUCAAUCAAGGCUGAAUGUUCCGUAUCUUGAUCAAAAAUCAUCUCUCAAUAGCGCUUUUAUGACGCCACAAAACUUGCUCAAAUCGCCCAAUCAUACAACACCCACGCAUCCUUUCCAAACUGCAAGGUCUGCUUCUUUGCUUUCUUCACUGGCUCAUUAUAACAACAGCAGUUUUUUGAACUACGUGAAUGACAAUGCAAAUCGGGGUAUUCACAAUGGUGCCCAUAUUGAUGAUAAUCUCGGCCAGUUAUCCAAGAAAACACUCAAGAAAAGAAAACGGCAUGGACUGAUUAAUGAAAACACCAAACCAAUGGAUUCAACAAAACGUAUGAGAAGUUCAGUAUCACAAAGUAACAUCGAAUAUCAUUACCAGAGAGCUAUUGAUUACAGCGAAAUGACAGAAGAACAUCAAAAACUUCAGAAUUCUGCCCACAGAUCUCACUGGAAACAUCUGCUCUUUGUAGCCAAAAUCAGCCCAAGAUUUAUGGUACAAUUUAAACACGCUAAGUACGACGAAUGGUCUUCCGAGGCAAGAGACAUUUUCGCCAUCUGCCAGCCUGACAAAUAUAUGUGGUCUUUCCUGACACUCUCCAAGCAAGGUGAUAUGCUGUGCAAAAGAAUUAUUGGCCGAAUAGAUGGAUUACUCUCAAAGAGCAAUGAAGAACGACCUGAAUGGUGCCCUGAUGAUGAAAGACUUCUUCGUGCUCAGACAAGAGCAAGAGAGAGAUUGAGUCAGCUUCAAAGAAUACUGUAUUCUAGAUCUGUAAAUCAAGAAGCAAAAGCUGCAGAAAAGGCUAAUGAGCUUGAAAAGCUUUCCAUGCAAGAGAAGAACCUUGCUCUUGUGACAGCUUAUCACCAGCGGCAGCAAGAGAUGUUACAAAAUCAUCAAGCAAUGGUCAAACAUGCAGCAGGGUUUCAUCGAAUACAGCAACAACAACAACAGCAGCAGCAGCAGCAGCAUCCACAGCAUUACCAAGCGCAAGAGCAACAUCGGUCGUCCAACCAUUUUCCAACAUCACAAAGUGCACGAUGCUCAUCUUUGACCUCUUCCCCAAUAUCAAUGUCGUCUCCUGCGUUUGAAGACAACAACAGUGCCACAUCAGGAUGUUCAGAUAGUCCAACAUUGUCAUCGGAGGGUCGUCAUGAUGAUGGAAAUCUGGUCACUGCAGAAGAAAAAGAGUUGGCACCUUCACCGGACGCGGCGUCUGAAGAUAUUGAAGUUGAAAAUAUUUCUCCCUUGCCUUUUGUUAACGAUAGUAAAGUUGGAAUUACUUCUCCACAGAAAUGGAUCAAAAUGGAGCAAGCAGUUGACAUGUAAAGUUUUUUUUUCGAUAGAAUGACAAAUAGUUCGCCAAGACGAUUAACGUUUCGCUCCUCUCUCAUUUUCAUAUAUCCAAGUAAACUCAUUUUACAUCGAUAUUUUUUGAGCGCUCCGGAAGUAUUCGUACUAAGGUGACGCACAACCUGAACCCCAACCUGGUACACAUACUAUGUCCAGGUUGUGCGCCAUCUUGGUACACAUACUUCGGGAGCAUCAUUCUUUGAGUUUACAUAGUUCAGUUCUUCAGUGUAAAUAGUACUUUGUUUUAUUAAGUCUUAAUAAAACAAUCUGGCAAGAUACAAUCAAUGUUAAUUUUGAUUCGUUACUGGAAGUGCUAUGUUAUGGCUACCAGACAUGAUUCUUGAAAUUAUUCAGUGUUUUGAUAAAUUCGUGGGAUGUAUUAUGUUAACAAGAAUCAGCAAAUCUUUUGUAUUGUUUAAUGCUUCAUUUUAUAUGGCACUAGGAUUUUCUAUGUAGUUUCAUUUUUCUGCUGUUUAUGGUACGGUACUUGUAUUUUUUUGCUCCAAUUCAACUUGGGUUGCUUGCAUUAUUUUGUUACUUUCAGUACAUUUUCUAGACUUUAAAUCAUAUUUUGCUCUUUUUUUGCUCUUUCACAUUUUGCCUCAUUUGUUGUUACUAAAACCUGUAAGACGUAAAAAAUUGAAUUUUGUCUAGUGCAAAUAAACUGAAAUCGCCAAAGGCACACUAAAAUCAAUACUUUUUACUUCGAAUUCUUGCUACUGUGCUUUUUUAUUUUUUCAUAUAAAAUUUUGUGUCUGACAACCUGAAUCAUAAAAUAUUUUGUUUCGUUGGCGCACAGUUUGUGCAAUUGCAUAGGAAAUACUGAAAUGCUGUGAUUGAGUAAUUUUGAAUAUUACUGAACUGUGCCUAUUUUCUUUCAAAAAAAGGUUUUUGGGUGACGUGUACAAUUUGUAUAUUUUUGCGCGAUUUUCCAUGAACCCAAGUGUGGCCUGACGAGGACGAGAUUGUAAAUAUAAAUGACUGAUAUCCCAUUUGUUAAUUGCUGUGAAUUGCUUUUUGUUUUAAAUGCUGCUAUUUUAUGCAAAUUUUUUUUUGCUUAUUUUCUGUAAUUUUGUACAGUUUUUCUGACAAUUCGUUUCUGGACCAUAUAUUGGGAGUUCUUUGGGAUUAAUUAACUUCCACCAAGUCGUAUUUCAACUUUUAUUUCAUCAUCUUGAGAUUUUUCAAAUUUUUCUCGAGACCGUUAUUUUUUGUUUCUAAUUAGCGCAUAAUGCUACAAUGUUACGUCGUAGCUUCGAGUUUGUAAACCGAUUUCAAUUUUCGAUUUAUUUCGUUGUUGAUAUUGAGGUUCAUUUUGCUCGGUCUGGUAAUCUGAAGGCAUUGUGUGUGUACUUUAAAGAUCAAUUUUUUACCUAAGUUCUUCCAUUCCUAUGAUUCAACAUGAAUAAAAAUCAAAAAAUGA
Messenger RNA from Styela clava, 4834 nucleotides. RefSeq lists its product as uncharacterized. Lineage: Eukaryota; Metazoa; Chordata; Ascidiacea; Stolidobranchia; Styelidae. The record is from RefSeq and is a predicted model, not a curated record.